AUGGCAACAAAUGACGGCUGGCAGAAAGAGACGGACUGGAGCACGGUUGAGGCUCUGCACGAGAACCUGAGUGAACAGGAAAUCCUCGACUGGUACAAGACAUUCGGCAACUUCCUCAACGUGGUCGCACACACGGACCCAGCGGCUGGGAAGAGGUUCUUCGAGCUCGAGGACUACACCAUCUGGGACCUCAUGGGAAACCUAAAGCGGGGCAACCUCGGCCCUCAUUACGAUCACAUCACCCCGUACCUCGGCAAGACGAACCAGUCCUUCAAGAAUGUCGAGAUCGUUGCCGUGACCCCAGACUUUGGGUAUAUCACCUCUAUGCAGCGCGUGCAUGGGACCGCAACUGAUGGAAGCCCGUAUGACAUGACCUUCCGUGCCACGAGUCUGGUGAGGAAGGUCGGCGCAGACGGGGAAUGGAAGUUGAUUCACGAGCACUACUCUUUCCCUGUGGAUAUGGCAACCAAGGUGGCGGAUUUCACUAGCUCACAAGCACUCUCCGAGAAUGUGGAGUUUCAGAAAAAGGCAUAG
This is a messenger RNA of Diaporthe batatas, 534 nucleotides long. RefSeq lists its product as uncharacterized. Bases 1 to 534 code for a protein of 177 amino acids. The record is from RefSeq and is a predicted model, not a curated record. Lineage: Eukaryota; Fungi; Ascomycota; Sordariomycetes; Diaporthales; Diaporthaceae. The transcript is spliced from 3 exons.